Messenger RNA from Alternaria incomplexa, 1047 nucleotides. RefSeq lists its product as uncharacterized. The transcript has a single exon. The record is from RefSeq and is a predicted model, not a curated record. NCBI's taxonomy places the organism in Eukaryota, Fungi, Ascomycota, Dothideomycetes, Pleosporales, Pleosporaceae. The coding region runs from base 1 to 1047 and encodes 348 amino acids.
AUGCGAGUCUCCAUUGCUCCUGUAAUUCUCUUCGCCUCUCUGGCAUCUGCGGCCCCGCAAUGGAGUGAUCAUUACAAACGCGAGGUUCCCACGCCCUCACCCGAACUGGUUCAGCGCCAGGAGUCUUUCGUACCACCACCCCCAUUCGCAGCUGUCCGAAGACAGGACAGUGCUGUAUGGUACGCUCCUGGAGGCAAACGCGAGGCUCCCACACCCGCGCCCGAACUGGUUCAGCGCCAGGAAUCUUUCGUACCACCCCGAUUCGCACGUGCAACUCCAGUCGCAGAAGCAGCUGUCCGAAGACAAGAAUCAAUCCUCAAACCAACUAAACGCGAGGUUCCCCCUACACCCGCGCCUCAAGCUCCAGGGAAGAGACAGAAUGCCCCACGCCAGCACACUGACCCGCCGGAGACUAUUCAACUCCGCGGUAUGCCUAGAGCAGCGGAUCCUGAGCCCACCGAUCCUCCCAGUCCCUGCGACAAGGCGGAACCAGCCAAAAUCAAGCCCCGAACUGAAGAGGAAGAACCCACCGACCCUCCCAAAGCCAGGGACAACACAGACACCAACCCCAUCCUGAAAGCCCUAUCAGGAACCUACUCCCUAGUAAACACAUCCAGCUCCCGCAACGGCGAACCCAUCCCCGACCUCCCGUACGGCAAAGCCCCCGUCGGCCUGCUCAUCUACACAGAAUCCGGCUUCAUGUCCGCCACCAUCACAGCCACUGAACCUGAAUUCCGACCUAACCUCACCUUCCCAUACCAGCCUGACGACUCAGAUGCCGAUUGGGCGCUCGUCGGCAAGCACAGCAUUGGGUACGCGGGCCCGUACAGCGUUAACGAGGAGAUACCUGCGACGGAGACGGAGGGCCAGAUUUUCCAUGGCCCGCUUACUGUGGCGAAUGUGCCGACUUGGGAGGGGCAGAAGGGGAAGAGGAAUUAUACGAUUGUUGAGGUGGAGGAGAAUGGGGAAGAAGUUAAGUAUCUGAAGAUUGGAAGUGAGCGAGGUAAUGGGUAUAGGGGUAUCCUCUGGUGGAAGAAGGUUGAUUAG